AUUAAAUAAGCCCUUCCCUUGUACUGCACUUUUUAAUUGAUCAAAAUUACAUAUCCUAACUAGAGAACAGAGGAAAAUUAAGAAUCAUGAAGUUGAAGGGACUUAAAUGGCAUGAAAGUUACUCUAAGGGACAUCCUGAUACCAUAUUUCUCGAAAUAACAGGUGGACUUAUUUUGGCAAGAGCUUUGCUAGGGCUAUCUAUCCUGAUUGCAGUUAUUGUGUACAAGGUUCGUAGGAGACACUUGUCUGCAGAUGAUACAAUUGAAGAGUUCCUUCAAAAGCAUAACAACUUCUUGCCUAUUAAGUACUCUUAUUCUGAAAUAAAGAAAAUGACUAGAGGUUUCAAGGAUAAAUUAGGGGAAGGAGGUUAUGGUUCGGUUUUCAAAGGAAAGCUUCGAAGUGGCAAUUUAGUGGCAGUAAAAUUAUUAGGCAAAUCAAAAGCUAAUGGCCAAGAUUUCAUCAAUGAAGUUGCUACCAUUGGAAGGGUUCAUCAUGUUAAUGUGGUGCGACUAAUCGGAUUUUGCGUGGAGGGAUCUCAACGAGCUCUUUUAUAUGAUUUCAUGCCAAAUGGAUCCUUGGAUAAACUCAUAUUUUCUGGUGAAAACAACACAUCUUUAACGUGUCAAAGAAUGUUUGAAAUUGCUCUUGGAGUGGCUAGAGGAAUUGAAUACUUACAUCGAGGAUGUGAAAUGCAAAUUCUACAUUUUGAUAUCAAGCCACAAAACAUCCUUUUGGAUGAGAACUUUAAUCCAAAAGUUUCAGAUUUUGGUCUUGCAAAAUUAUAUCCAACAGAUGGUAGUAUUGUAUCUCUUUCCUCAGCAAGAGGUACUCCAGGAUACAUGGCUCCAGAAUUAUUUUACAAGAAUAUUGGAGGCAUCUCAUACAAAGCUGAUGUAUAUAGCUUUGGAAUGUUGUUGAUGGAAAUGGUGGGAAGGAGAAGGAAUUUAAAUGCAUUUGCUGACCAUUUAAGUCAGAUAUAUUUCCCAAAAUGGAUUUAUGAACGUUUUGAUCAAGGAGAGGAUAUAGAGUUGGGAGAUGUUACUGAUUUUGAAAAGAAUGUUGUAAGGAAGAUGGCCAUGGUUGCCUUGUGGUGCAUACAAAUGAAACCUGCCAUUCGUCCUUCCAUGACCAAAGUCUUGGAGAUGCUUGAAAGUGAAGUUGAACUCCUUGAAAUACCUCCUAAGCCUGCUUUUGUUCCUUCCGAAUUAUCAUCUCUAGACCAUGGCAGUAUAAGUCCAGCAGCUGCGCCAACUAUGUUGCUUGAUGCUAGAUCCUAAUGGUCUGCUCCAAAUGCAUUUCUAGGUAAAUGCACAUUCAGAGGAAUUAGUAUUGAAUAUUGUGUCAUAAUCUUGUAUUGUUGAUUUGGUAGAUGACCCACUGAGUAUUCAUCAUGUAAAAUAUAUCAGAUUCCUUGGGCAUUUGGUUGAUUUGUAUUGUGCCAUAAUCUUGUAUAUUGUUGAAUUGGUAGAUGACCUACUCAGUUUUCUAUCUAUGAAUUACAAACUAUUGUUUGAAUCAAAGUAAUUGUUUCCA
This is a messenger RNA of Rubroshorea leprosula, 1533 nucleotides long. The record is from the annotation of a GenBank genome assembly. NCBI's taxonomy places the organism in Eukaryota, Viridiplantae, Streptophyta, Magnoliopsida, Malvales, Dipterocarpaceae.